AUGAGGAAGCAGGUAGUCAUUGUGGGUGCAGGCCCAUCAGGCCUUGCGACUGCUGCUUGUCUAAAUAGCCUCUGCAUCCCCAAUAUCAUGUUGGAGAAGGAAGACUGCGCUGCUUCUCUUUGGAAGAAGAGGACAUAUGAUCGCUUGAAGCUUCACUUGGCCAAGCAAUUUUGUGCACUGCCACAUUUUCCAUUUCCCAAGUCAACCGCCACCUUUGUUCCUAAGAAUGAUUUCAUCCGGUAUGUCGAUAACUAUGUAGCAUAUUUCAACCUGAUGCCCAUCUACCAUACCACCGUUGAGUCUGCUUCAUUUGAUGAAAGAAGCAAAACAUGGAGCAUUGAGGCCCGCAACGGAGUAACAGGCAAGGUGGACGUGUACACUGCAAUGUUUUUAGUCAUAGCAAGUGGGGAGAAUAGCGAGGGGUUUAUUCCAGAUAUCCCCGGGCUUGAGAGCUUCCCUGGGGAAGUAAUUCACUCGUCCUACUACAAAUCAGGGAAGUUAUACAACGACGAAAAGGUUCUUGUUGUAGGCAGUGGCAACUCCGGCAUGGAGAUUGCCUUUGAUCUCUCCAAUUAUGGAGCCCAGACCUCCAUUACCAUACGAAGUCCGCUCAACGUGAUGCCAAAGGAGUAUAUACGUUUGGGGAUGGUUCUUGCGAAAUACCUCCCUAUCAGAUUCGUUGAUUGCCUUCUUCUUAUGCUGAGCAAAUUGAAGUUUGGGGAUUUGUCCAAUUACGGGAUUGUUACGCCAAAUAUGGGCCCACUUGCCGAUAAGGCAGCCACUGGUAGGUCUGCGGUUAUUGAUGUUGGCACCAUAGCAAAGAUCAAGAGCGGAGAGAUUCAGGUUGUCAAAGAGCCAUUACGCAUUACAGGAAAUGAGGUCGCUUUUUCAGAUGGCAAGUCUUAUCAUUUUGAUGCUAUAAUUUUUGCAACAGGAUACAAGAGUAUCACAAAUACUUGGUUGAAGGAUUAUGAUUUCAUCUUAAAUAAAGAUGGAUUCCCCAAGCAACAAUUUCCAAACCAUUGGAAGGGAAAAAAUGGCCUAUACUGUGUGGGCUUGGCGAGAAGAGGAUUGCAGGGUGUCUCCAUGGAUGCUCAGAAUAUUGCAAAUGAUAUUGCAGAAAUAGUCAAUGGUAGCAACGGAGCUCCUUAA
Messenger RNA from Elaeis guineensis (African oil palm), 1152 nucleotides. Its product is annotated as probable indole-3-pyruvate monooxygenase YUCCA10. The record is from RefSeq and is a predicted model, not a curated record. Lineage: Eukaryota; Viridiplantae; Streptophyta; Magnoliopsida; Arecales; Arecaceae. Gene Ontology annotation, molecular function: N,N-dimethylaniline monooxygenase activity; flavin adenine dinucleotide binding; NADP binding.